CUCACGUCCUACCUUAGCGAAGCGUGCCAAGACGUUGCCAUUUUCCCCGUCAUCCCCAACACCACUUGAAAGCGAACUCGCCCUUCAAUAACUUCGCCGGAUUCCCAAGUCCUUUCCACCUUUUCUUCUUCUCUACAACAAAACACCUACCGACUUUUUCUCUUUGAUUGCUAGAUACCCCUCAAAACACCAACAACAAACCACGCCUAAUACUAUUCACUCAUACACACCACCCAAAAUGUCUAACUCUCUCGAGCAGCUCAAGGCCACUGGCACUGUUGUCGUCUGUGACUCAGGCGACUUCGCUACCAUGGCCAAGUACAAGCCCCAGGAUGCCACCACCAACCCCUCCCUGAUUCUCGCCGCUACCAAGAAGCCCGAGUACGGCGCUCUCCUCGACGCCGCCAUCGCCGAUGCCAAGAAGGGCCCCGGCUCCCCCGAGGAGAAGGUCGAUGCCGCUCUCGACUACCUCCUUGUUCAGUUCGGCAAGAAGAUUCUCGAGAUCGUCCCCGGCAAGGUCUCCACUGAGGUCGAUGCCGCUCUCUCCUUCGACACCAAGGCUUCCGUCGACAAGGCUCUCCACAUCAUCAAGCUCUACGAGGCCGAGGGUAUCUCCAAGGACCGCGUCCUGAUCAAGAUCGCCUCCACCUGGGAGGGUAUCAAGGCUGCCGAGAUCCUCCAGCGCGACCACGGCAUCAACUGCAACCUCACCCUCAUGUUCUCCCUUACCCAGGCCAUCGCCGCCGCUGAGGCCGGUGCCUUCCUCAUCUCCCCCUUCGUCGGCCGUAUCCUCGACUGGUUCAAGGCUCACACCGGCAAGAACUACUCCAAGGAGGAGGACCCCGGUGUGGCUUCCGUCAAGACCAUCUUCAACUACUACAAGAAGUUCGGCUACAAGACCAUUGUCAUGGGUGCCUCUUUCCGCAACAUUGGCGAGAUCACUGAGCUCGCUGGCUGCGACUACCUGACCAUCUCCCCCAACCUCCUCGAGGAGCUCCUCAACUCCGAUGCUCCCGUCCCCCAGAAGCUCAACGCUGCCGACGCCGCCAGCCUCUCGAUCGAGAAGAAGACCUACAUCAACAGCGAGCCUACUUUCCGCUUCGACUUCAACGAGGACCAGAUGGCCGUCGAGAAGCUCCGCGAGGGUAUCUCCAAGUUCGCUGCUGAUGCCGUCACCCUCAAGGACAUCAUCAAGCAGAAGCUUGCUGAGUAAGCGUGCGGUGGUAGUAAUGGUUUAAUUUAGAAUGAAACAAAAAUGGAUGAUGAUGACUUUUUUUUUCUGGCAACUGUUUGCGUCCGCAUUGAGGAUUCAUUAUUACGUGUAGAUAUUAUCGGUGACUGGGUCAAGUUGAAGAUUAGAUCUUUUGUAGUACUGUAGGUGACGUGUUAUGCAAGUCAUUGAGAGUCUGAA
Molecule: messenger RNA, 1411 nt
Organism: Neurospora tetrasperma FGSC 2508
Lineage: Eukaryota; Fungi; Ascomycota; Sordariomycetes; Sordariales; Sordariaceae
Product: transaldolase
Exons: 5
Coding region: 239-1213 (324 amino acids)
Biological process (GO): pentose-phosphate shunt; pentose-phosphate shunt, non-oxidative branch; carbohydrate metabolic process
Cellular component (GO): intracellular anatomical structure; cytoplasm
Molecular function (GO): transaldolase activity
Source: RefSeq, a predicted model, not a curated record